UCCGUUCAUCUUACCAGACUCUCCGAACAAGCUUGUGCACAACUUAAGCAAUGGAGAUGGCUUUUAGUUUUAGCUCGCGGGCUUGCUUGAUGGUAGUGGCACUGCUUAUGGGGCUCUGCAUUGGCACGCCGACGGCGGUAGCGGCGGGGAGGAUCGACGACGGCCUGGAGGUGACGUGGGGUAACGGGCGCGGGAGCGUCUCUCCCGACGGCCAGGUGCUGACGCUGUCGCUCGACCGCACCUCCGGCUCGGGGUUCCGCUCCAAGGACACGUACCUCUUCGCUCGCAUCGACCUUCAGAUCAAGCUUGCCCCCAACAACUCCGCAGGCACGGUCACCACUUGCUACUUCAUGUCGGAGGGGCCAUGGGAGAUCCACGACGAAGUCGACCUCGAGUUCCUGGGCAACGUGACAGGCCAGCCGUACACGCUCCACACCAACGUCUACACCAACGGCACCGGCGGCAAAGAGCAGCAGUUCCACCUCUGGUUCGACCCGACCACCGAUUUCCACACCUACUCCAUCGUCUGGACUCAGCAGCACAUCCUUGUGCUCGUGGACGGGGCGCCGAUCCGGGAGAUCAAGAACCACGCGGACCAUGGCGUGCCGUACCCUGCGUCGCAGCGGCUGCGGCUGUACGGGAGCCUGUGGGACGCCGAGGACUGGGCCACGCAGGGCGGCCGCGUCAAGACGGACUGGUCGCAGGCGCCUUUCGUGGCGCAGUACCGCAACUUCACCGCCGCGGACGCUUCACCGGCGGUUGCCGGGGGCUGGGGGUACGGCCAGGAGAUGGACGCCACGGCGCAGCAGGCGGUGAAGUGGGCGCGGGACAACUACAUGGUGUACGACUACUGCGCGGACAGCGAGAGGUUCCCCCAGGGAGUCCCGCGAGAGUGCUCCAUGCCGUAGAGAUCAGCUAAACGCUGAUGACCUUUGAUUGCAAACUCAAUUACAUGCAGAGCACUAG
This is a messenger RNA of Phragmites australis (common reed), 966 nucleotides long. RefSeq names its product xyloglucan endotransglucosylase/hydrolase protein 24-like. The record is from RefSeq and is a predicted model, not a curated record. The transcript has 3 exons. Gene Ontology annotation, molecular function: xyloglucan:xyloglucosyl transferase activity; hydrolase activity, hydrolyzing O-glycosyl compounds. Gene Ontology annotation, cellular component: cell wall; apoplast. Gene Ontology annotation, biological process: cell wall biogenesis; xyloglucan metabolic process. NCBI's taxonomy places the organism in Eukaryota, Viridiplantae, Streptophyta, Magnoliopsida, Poales, Poaceae. The coding region runs from base 51 to 908 and encodes 285 amino acids.